Molecule: messenger RNA, 786 nt
Organism: Colletotrichum truncatum
Lineage: Eukaryota; Fungi; Ascomycota; Sordariomycetes; Glomerellales; Glomerellaceae
Product: haloacid dehalogenase
Source: RefSeq, a predicted model, not a curated record
AUGACGUACCCCGACCUGACUACCUUCAAAGGCCUCUCCUUCGAUUGCUACGGCACUCUGAUAGACUGGGAAUCCGGCCUCCUCGCAGGUCUCGAACCUAUAAUCUCCCGUCUCCCUUCGGAUGACCCCCACCACGCGCAGAAACCGGAUCUCCUGGCGCAGCGCUUCGACAAGCUCUCCUCGGACCUCCAGGUCUCUGAGCCGGGGUUGCGUUAUAACGUCAACCUCGCGCGCUCGUUCUCUUCCCUCGCAUCCGAACUCGGCGUUUCCGUGUCGGAGGACGAAGCUAGGCGGUUUGGCGAGCUGCCCGGCACAUGGGCUCCCUUCCCCGACACGGUCGCCGGGCUGGCGGUGUUGAAGCAGCACUAUGAUAAGCUUAUCAUCCUCUCCAACAUUGACGAGGACAACAUCUCGUCAACGCUGGAGCACUUCCGGCCGCAGGUCGAGUUCGACGCGGUGUAUACCGCCCAGCGGAUCGGGAGCUACAAGCCCUCGCGCCGCAACUUUGAGUUCCUGUUUGAACAUGUCGAGGAGGAGCUCGGUGUGGCGUUCGGCAAGGGGGAGUUGUUGCAUGUCGCGAGGAGUUUGACGGCCGACCACGUGCCGGCGAAGCAGCUCGGUUUCAGGAGCGUAUGGAUUUCACGCGGCGGGGAGACGAAGGAGGGAGAGGGAGUUGGAGGGGACUAUGACAAGUUGAAGGGGGACGUGGCGUUUGAGUGGCGGUUCGACACGAUUGGGGAGUUUGCUGAGGAAGUGGACAGGCAGUUCCGGGAGAAGGCUUUGUAA